This is a messenger RNA of Armigeres subalbatus, 2286 nucleotides long. RefSeq names its product twinfilin (gene twf). NCBI's taxonomy places the organism in Eukaryota, Metazoa, Arthropoda, Insecta, Diptera, Culicidae. The record is from RefSeq and is a predicted model, not a curated record. Gene Ontology annotation, cellular component: myofibril; actin filament; cytoplasm. The transcript has 4 exons. Gene Ontology annotation, biological process: positive regulation of neuron projection development; barbed-end actin filament capping; actin filament depolymerization. The coding region runs from base 188 to 1219 and encodes 343 amino acids. Gene Ontology annotation, molecular function: actin filament binding; actin monomer binding.
CCAUUUUUAUUCAUCAGAAAGUUGUCUCCUCGGUCGGUCGCUGUUGUAUCACAAGAAAGUGAAUCCAUAUCCGAAAGCUAAAAACCUUAUUUUCUUCGUAUCCAAUCAAUCUCUACUCGUGCAGAUAGCAGUGUUCUGUGUUUAAUUCAUAUCCAGCAAUCAGUAUAUCGCUUUAAUCUAGCCGAAAAUGUCACAUCAAACCGGAAUCAAGGCCAACGCAGAGCUGCUCAAGUUCUUUGGAAAAUGCAAGGACGGAAAAACUCGAGUGCUCAAAGUUUCCAUCGAGAAUGAGGAACUGACCCUGGUUGACCACAAAGCAGUCAAAAAAGAUUGGGAAAAGGACUACGAUGCGCUCGUAAAACCCCUUGUUGAAGAUGAUGUUCCAUGCUACAUUCUAUAUCGACUUGACUACAAGAUUCCCACCGGAUACGCAUGGCUCUUGCUGAGCUGGGUACCGGAAGCGGCCACGGUGCGGCAGAAGAUGCUGUACGCUUCAACCAAGGCCACGCUCAAGCUGGAGUUCGGUUCCGGCCACAUCAAGGAAGAACUGAACGCUACCGCCAAGGAGGAAACCACUCUUCGAGGCUACCAGAAGCACAAGGUAGACUUCAGUGCGCCGGCUCCGUUGACUAGCCGGGAGGAGGAACUAGCAGAGAUCCGCAAAAGUGAGGUAAAGACAGACUUCGGUAUCGAUACCAAACAGCAGACACUUGGAGGCAUCAACUGUCCGAUCUCCGAGCCAACCAGCCAAGCCCUGUCCGACAUGCGACGGGGCGCCUACAACUAUCUGCAGUUCCGGAUCGAUUUGGAGGAAGAGAAAAUUCACAUUGUCAACGCGGCCAAUAUCGACAUUCUAAAGCUGCCAUCACAAAUCCCAACGGACCACGCGCGAUACCAUCUCUAUCUGUUCAAGCACCAGCACGAAGGAAACCACCUGGACAGUAUGGUGUUCGUUUACUCGAUGCCGGGCUACACCUGUUCGAUCCGGGAGCGCAUGAUGUACUCCAGCUGUAAGGGUCCGUUCUCGGCCACGAUCGAAAAGCACGGCAUCGAGAUAACGAAGAAGAUCGAAAUCGACAACGGUGAGGAGCUGACGGAAGAGUUCAUCUACGAAGAGCUACAUCCCCGGAAGCUGAACCUGCGACCGCAGUUUUCCAAGCCGAAGGGACCGCCCAGUCGGGGCGCGAAAAGACUGACCAAACCACAAGCAGUGGAAUAGAGGGCUUCUAAAUUGGUUCUGAAGCAUGCAAUUCGUAAAUUUAAAGCAUUUUUUAGUUACUUCCGGAUCCACAUUUUGGGAUUCAUAACUGAGUGUUGUCCGUGUUCGCUAGAAAAGUACUAACAACAUCCAUUUAGCUUGUGUUUUCAGUGAGAAAGUGAGAAAAAACGCAUCUCUUGCCCGUUUACGAAUGAACUUAGGCCUAUGUUCGCUGUGUUUUCGUUUUAGGUUUUAACUUUUGAUACGCAGGAGUGAAGCAUUGUGCACGAUAAGCAUUAGAAAAUGCAGAGGAUUAUACGUAUAGAGUGUGAGCAUGAUGAGUGCUAUUCAUUUUUAUAUUAUAUUAAAAUAGUAUUUAUAUUCGAUCUCGGAAUCAGCCUUUUCUUCGUUUCAUGAAGGUUUUCACACGAGUAGAAGAUGGCAAAAUGAGAUUACGAAGUUGCUCACUUAGUGGUUUGAUACAGCUCUUGAACUACAAUCAAUCUAACAAGAUAUAGAAAAUGCCAUAUUUUUCACGGAAAUUUGCUACAUUCUAUUUUAUUCUGAAUUGUGUUUUUCAAAUUGCGUUAGAAUAAUUGGUUGCAAAAGAGUUGUACAAAAGUUUUGUUAGCAAACAAAAUCAAAAAGUCUCCUUCUAUCAAGCUUAGACAAACACGACAAAAAUUUCAAUGUGAGGUCGCAAUCGCAGCAGCGACGUAAAACAAGACGAUGCAACCAGAGAGAAAAUCUAAUCCAUGAAUUGAAAAUCUAAAUAUUAUAUACACAGAAAAGGGUUCAUCUAAAUAUUCAAAUAUGAAUAAUUAUAUAUAUUGUAUCUACAGUCAGUAACAUGGGAACGAAAAGGGAAGCAAAAAGGAAUAAUAAUACAAAACGAAUUUUAAUGUGAACAAAAAACAACAAAGUCGAUUAUUUGAAGUCGACUUGUAGAAGGUUACUCCAGCAAAUAAAAAAGGAAAAAUAAGAAGGUAAACAUAUUUCUUAUAAUAUUCUUUAUACAGUAGUGAUUGCAAUAACGGAAUGCAUUGCUGAAUAAAAGUACUAUUUAUUGAAUGAUGAAAUUAAGGAGA